ACGAGGCGGCCGCCAUCAGGAACCAGGGAUUUUCCGGAAGUUUGGCAUUUCAUAGCUAUCUUCCCCAUCAGGAAAUUUCUUGGAGUCGAAGAUCAUAAGCAUGCGGCUCCUCAAUGCGAACAAGUCCUCAUUUUCCAAGGGCAAUGAAGUAUUGAAAGCAUUCAUUGGUUUGAGGAAUGGUGCCACAAGAACUUUGGGAGUCUGCGGACAAUGCCGAUAUAUCUCUUCACCAACGGGUUUGUUACAUUCAAAUCGACCCCUCAGUUACUGAAGCACGACUGACAUAUUUCCGAUAGACCCCCCGUCUAAACCUUCAGACCCGAUUUCAACCAAAGGAUAUAAGAAAGAUGAAUGGUACAAUGUUCCACAAUCAAUUAUUGAUUCCCUCUCCCGAAGUCUACACACAACUAUAGAUCAUCCGAUUUCCAUCACUCGUUCGAUAAUCGAAUCAAGAUUUCCAUCACCUACCUACAGGUACCACAACAAUUUCUUUCCCAUAGUAUCUACGCAUCAAAACUUUGAUUCUUUAGGAUUUCCUUUGGAUCAUCCUGGGAGAAGCAAGACGGAUACAUACUAUAUUAACAAGGAAACGGUAUUGCGAACCCAUACAAGUGCACAUCAAGCCGAUGUAUUCCGCAGUAAUCAAAGCGAAGGAUUCCUAAUCAGCGCAGAUGUAUAUCGCAGAGAUGCAAUCGAUCGAAGCCAUUAUCCUAUUUUUCACCAAAUGGAAGGGGCAAGAAUGUGGGAUAGAAAGAAGGUUCCGAAUGGGGAUAUCGUAGCAGCUGUUUGGAAGGAUUAUGAAGCACUACCUAAACAUAAUGUGAAAGUUGAAGAUUCGAAUCCCACUUUCCAUGCAGAGAGGAAUCCACUACAAGGAGAACACACAGAGGCGGAAGCUGAAGCUAUUGCGGCACAUCUCAAGAAGAGUUUGGAGUUAAUGGUAGUAGAGAUAUUCUCGCGAGCAAGACGAGCAGCCAUAAAAGCGGAUCCCACGUUCGUCGAUGAACCAUUGAAAGUAAGAUGGAUAGAAGCUUAUUUCCCAUUUACAAGUCCAUCCUGGGAGCUAGAAAUAUUUUGGCAAGGGGAUUGGUUAGAAGUUCUUGGAUGUGGUGUUGUUAAACAGGAUAUCAUGCAGAAUGCAGGUGUGCCAGAUCAACUUGGAUGGGCUUUCGGAAUAGGUCUGGAAAGGAUCGCCAUGUUACUUUUUGAGAUCCCAGAUAUCCGAUUGUUCUGGUCAAAGGAUGAAAGAUUUCUGAGUCAAUUUAGAGGAGUUUCUAAGAAUCUGGAGAAUUUGCAGAGAUUUAUUCCAUUUUCAAAACAUCCGGCAUGUUACAAGGAUGUUUCGUUCUGGUUACGAUCACCAUCUUCAGCUGGAGGUGGUAAUUCCGCAAAUGCACACGAUUUCCAUGAAAAUGACGUUAUGGAGAUAGUAAGAGAUGUAGGAGGAGAUAGAGUGGAGGAUGUGAGGAAGGUAGAUGAAUUUACACAUCCGAAGACAGGGAGGAAGAGUAUGUGUUACAGGAUUAAUUAUAGGAGUCUAUUGAGAACUUUAACGAAUGAGGAGGCAAAUGAAAUGCAUGAAGCGGUUAAAAAGGAAUUGUCAGGGAAACUGGGUGUGGAGUUGAGAUGAUUGAAGAUAUAGACAAGAGAGUCGAAGAAUGUAAUUGUUGUUGCUUGUAUAUUACGAUACCCAGGGAAAACCUCCCACCUUGCAUUCGAAUCAUCUACUGCAGUAAUUGAAUGAAACGCAAAUUUCAUCUGUCAUUAGAACUGUGCUUGUUGCGG
Sclerotinia trifoliorum is the source of this 1785-nucleotide messenger RNA. The record is from the annotation of a GenBank genome assembly. NCBI's taxonomy places the organism in Eukaryota, Fungi, Ascomycota, Leotiomycetes, Helotiales, Sclerotiniaceae.